UUGUCAUCAUCCCAAGCGACUGCAUAAUACAACUUUCUAUAGAUUUGAAACAAUGGCAUCCACUCCUGUGAUUCAAGUACUUUCAAAGAACAAUUACGAGGACCAAUAUCUUGUCUCGCUUCCCAAUGCUUACCCCCUUCCGCCCUUGGGCCCGUCGUCGAUUCGAAUCAAGUCAAACAUUUUGUCCCUGACCACCAACAAUUGCUCGUAUGCACGGGAUGGACAUCUGCUCGGCUGGUGGGAUGUGCAUCCACUUCCGCCCUCCACCCCAGCUCGAUAUUCAGAUCCAACUAAGUUUGGUCGCAUCUCAGCUUGGGGAUACGCAGAAGUAAUUGAGAGCAAUGUUUCCGGUCUUCAAAUUGGAACACAGUUCUAUGGAUAUCUCCCAAUUGGCACACUACCGUUGGACAUGGAGGUCAAGCUCAACAAUGUCCCAGGGCAAUUCCUUGAGGUCAGCAAGUACCGAGAGAAACAGCUACCUAUUUACAAUCGAUACUUUUCUUACCUACCAACUUCCAAAGAACUUGAAGAUAAGGAAAGCCUGGGUUACGAUUCCCUAAUGUUGGUGCUGUUUCAGACGGGUUACAUGAUAAAUCGCUACGUCUUCGCAUGGGAACCCUCUGAGCUUGUGCAGCCCAGUGGAGAUCUAAGAGAUGGUUGGACAGUUCAGCACGGAGCACUCAGAGAAAAGUCGAUUGUUCUCGUUUUUUCAGCAAGUGGCAAAACAGCAUUGGGACUAGCGUACUGCCUAAAGCAUGGUCGUCCUGCUGGAGAAAAGCCUCGAAUGGUGAUCGGCGUAGGCUCUAACAAGUCCAAGCCUUUCACUGAAGGCACAGGUCUCUACGACAAAGUUCUCACAUACGAUGCCGAUUCCGGUGACCUUGGACAACAUCUCGGCUUGAAACCAGAUAACAAGAUCGCUGUGAUUGACUUUGGAUCAAGAGAUGCAGCUGGUGACAGGUGGGCAGUGAAGCUACGGAAGACCUACAACGAUGUUGUCCAGCUCCAAGUUGCAGGAGAAUUCAAGACCCAGACACCGGAAGAGGCAACAGCAGGAUUUCUUGCAAGGAUGAAAAAGGUGGAAGGAUACAAAGCACUCAUUAAUGCAUGCGCGUUGAGGACACAGGCCAUGGACAAGACUGGCGAGCGGAAGUAUUAUGAAGAUUUCAUGAAGGUGUGGGAUUCAGUUAAAAAGGGGGGCUAUAUAAAUGGUAUGCGAUUGGUCUGGGGAGAAGGAAUGGAGGAUCUUGGAAGAGGAUGGGAGAAGCUUUCCAAGGGGGAAGCCAGCCCUGACGAAGGAUUGGUAUUCUCGCUGGUUGAGAAUCCAACCGGCAAGCUCUGAGGUAGUUGUGCGUCGUCACCGCAAUACUUCUUCUGACUCAGGCCAUCUAGGCGCUUGGAAACAUUGACUGCAGAAAUGUAACGUAAUUCUGAGAUUUCUUUGGCAAUAAAUUUGAGCUGAGUCC
Hyaloscypha bicolor E is the source of this 1466-nucleotide messenger RNA. RefSeq lists its product as uncharacterized. Lineage: Eukaryota; Fungi; Ascomycota; Leotiomycetes; Helotiales; Hyaloscyphaceae. The transcript has a single exon. Bases 53 to 1342 code for a protein of 429 amino acids. The record is from RefSeq and is a predicted model, not a curated record.